Xenopus tropicalis (tropical clawed frog) is the source of this 1003-nucleotide messenger RNA. RefSeq lists its product as uncharacterized. The coding region runs from base 1 to 849 and encodes 282 amino acids. The record is from RefSeq and is a predicted model, not a curated record. The transcript is spliced from 6 exons. Lineage: Eukaryota; Metazoa; Chordata; Amphibia; Anura; Pipidae. Gene Ontology annotation, cellular component: plasma membrane.
AUGUGUUUUAAAGCAUCAAAAAGAACGAGAAAGAUCUGUGAAGGCCGUGGGAGACUCUCCUGCCCAGCAUUGAUGGGUCCCGCGUGUCUUCGCCCUUUUAUUAUUCUACUUGGAUUAUUUCUUUUAUUUCUCAGCUCCACAUCAGCGGUAAAGGUUGAAAACUUCACCUUAUUUGAAGAGAAGCUGAAGCUGGAGGCGCAUACAGCCAAUAUGAUUCCCUGUGUGUUUCACACACGGCGCCGCCUCAACCCACUCAGAGUCCAACUGGAAUGGGGUAAAAUGGAUAAGGAAGGUUACGUGUCCCUCAUACACCUGGACGGAAACCACGUGAGAAAGGCAGCGGCUGAUUUUGGGGAUAAAUACCAGCUGUUUAUACCCCAAGUGUCACAAGGGAACUGCUCCCUGGUGAUAAAUCCCACGGAUAUUGCAGACAGCGGCACUUAUCAGGUCCGGCUGAGGAUUCUAGGAAAGCUGUACGAGCCGGUUCCAUCCAUAGAGAUUCAGGUUGUCGAUCAGCGCAAAGUUGAGUCCCGGGCAUGGGGCAAGAAAAAGACGACUGUACCGCCAACCACUAUUGCAACAGUACCACCAGGAUUUGUUGACGACGUCCAAAAAAGACUUGCGAAAAUUGAUAAGAUGGCGAUUAUAGUGAUUGUACUUAAUGGGGUGUUCGUUGGUAUAGCCAUACUGCUAGGAGUCCUUGUAUUUAUUACGUACAGGAAAAAGAGUUCCUCUGGCGAUGAGGAGAACCCACCAAAAAAAGGGAAACAGAAAGGAAAGAAGGAACCAUCUGACGAGAGUGAGGAAAGCUCAUCCAGUGAGUCAGAAGAGAGCUCUAGUGAGAGUUAAUAGGAGAGACUGGGCAUCAUUACAUGAUGUGGGAGGGAGGAGGGCCAGUCAAUUAGGAGAAGAAGAAGAAAACCCAGUAAAUGAAACCAAUAACUUCUCAUCUGAAGGAGAAUGUUCUCAGUCUUUUGAUUCUACUUUGUAUCAUCUGCAUAAA